GAUUUGAGCAAUCUACUCCUACACUGUAAUCAAGAAACGUUGACUAGUCGCUGCUUAAUCCAUCACGCUCCACAAGAAACCUCAGAUUUCAAAACCAAUCAAAAGACCUAAAGUUUUGAUUUUUAUUCCCAUUCAUAUACCUAAAAUGUUCAAUGAUGUUCCUAAGUCUGAAUCCAGUUCGAUCAAUUACAUCGCCGAGUUCUAAAAGUUUUGAAAUUUGAUUUCUUCUGCUCAUUUGAUCGUAUAUAAAUCGACCCGUGAAGCCGGACAAAACUCAAGAAGGUAUCCUCUAAGAGAGUCGCAGAGGCGAAAGAAAAUUGAACAACAUUCAUAAUGGUUCAGAAGCUUGAACUGAUCAAAGGUGGAGGAGGAUCGAUAAAAAUAGGAGCAACGGGAACAGUUGCAACUUUAAUGACUCGAGAGCUAGACUCCAUGAAACAACCUUCACCUCAGACUCCCACAACAAGACCCAUUAGAACAACUAUCCCUGUCUCAGUAGACUGUGGCACAUCUUCUUCAACUCCAAGGAGAACAAAACCAAGAAAAUCAUCAGAUGAAGCUAGCAGCAGCAGCAACAACAACAACAAUGUUCGAACACCAAAAGGUCACAAUGCCAGAAGCACUCGUCAGCUUUCAAUGCUUGGCUCUGAUAAUGUUAGAACACCAAAGGGUCACAAUACCAAAAGCAGUCAUCAGCUUCCAAUGCUUGGCUCUGAUAAUGUAUCGUUGCAAGGAACCCCUAGAAGGGAGAAGAGAAUGAAUAUUGUGGACAUUGUAGAUGUGAAAUGCGGGAAUCCGGAUCGAGCUUGGGCUAACCCGAUAACCAGUAGACUCAAGAAGCUUGGAUUCUCUAAACUCAAUGAGAGCAUUGGUUAAGAAGAGCUCUGCAAAUUUAGCCCUAAUACUCUGCCACAUCUGGUUUGUAUAUCCGGUAUGAAUCGGUUUACACCAAAUCACAAUGUAAGCUUUCUUUGUCAAACCAACAAUGUAAUUGUAAACGAACCUUUGGUUAUUUACAUUCAAUUUUGUUUUUGCAUUGAA
Molecule: messenger RNA, 1041 nt
Organism: Camelina sativa (false flax)
Lineage: Eukaryota; Viridiplantae; Streptophyta; Magnoliopsida; Brassicales; Brassicaceae
Source: RefSeq, a predicted model, not a curated record